Molecule: messenger RNA, 1980 nt
Organism: Verticillium alfalfae VaMs.102
Lineage: Eukaryota; Fungi; Ascomycota; Sordariomycetes; Glomerellales; Plectosphaerellaceae
Product: nonselective cation channel
Exons: 5
Coding region: 1-1980 (659 amino acids)
Source: RefSeq, a predicted model, not a curated record
AUGACCUCAACCUGCUCGCUGUUGCGAAGACGACCUGUGCCCGCGCUGUCGCUGUCGCUGCCGCUGUCCAAGAGACAGACGCUGCAGUCCCGGAUGGACCGAGCCAAUGACGCCUGGAGGAGCCGCGGCGUGCUCGAUGACGAUGACGAUGAUGCUGGUGACAGCCGCUCCGAGACCGAGGCCUGUCUGGUCGAGGAGAUCGAAACAGACGACGAGAAGCGAGCCGAGGCCCUCGCAGGCCUGCCUGUGUACAUGACAAUUCAUCGAGUCCGGAGAUUGAUCAUUGCCAGUAUACAAGAUGACGAAUUUUCUCGAGAACAACUAAAGGACCCCAGAGUCAACUCAGUUGUCGUGAGGCCCUUGGUGGAUAAGCUGUACGACCCCAGCAACAUUUCAACAGUCUACGCCCUGCUCGCCAACCGCGUGCAGUUCCUCCGCGAGCAGACGAGGACUCUAGAUCAGACCAUCAACCUCGCGAGGUCGACACUCUGCGAGCUUGCUGCCACCCAGUCGAAGGCUUUGAUCCCUUCCACCGGGCCCGACUGCUGUCCAGUCCGAGGCGCAAACUCAGUGCCUGUCCAGGACCAGACUGCUGACGACGACUGCGGCCGUCGCCUGACGGCCCUCGAGCUCGCCAUCGUCUCCGAGAGCAAGUCCUUCAUCAACUCUCCUGCCUGUCGCCGUGUUGUCAAUGCCGUCUACGAAGGCCGCAUCGUCUACACACCGAACUCCUUCAUCGACAUACUGCCCGACCGCUAUCAUGGCCACCAACCCAUCGCCCUCUACGACCCGCGCAAAGCCCCUGUGCUGAACCACCGCCGUCUCAUUGUGCCGCGAAACCGUAACGCCAUCGAAUUCGUCCACUUUGUCAUCCUCGUCGUUCUCUAUGUCCUCACCAUGACGUACCGCAACAGCCGCAACGAGACAUUUGAGCUGCUGUUCGUCGUCUGGACCACAGGCUGGGUCCUCGCUGAAUUCGCUGCCAUCAUCGAGCAUGGAUGGGAAGUCCACUCGCAGGCAUUGUGGUCCUUCCUCGACAUGUCCUUCACCUGUGUCUUCUUCGCCUACCUCCUCGGUCGCGUCUACGAUGCUUCGGUCGGGACGUUUCCCGAUGGUCUGGGACUCAAGCUUCUUUGCAUUGCAGCUCCUGUGCUGCUCACGCGUCUCGCCUUCAAUCUCAUGCCCGACAAUAUCGUCUUCAUCUCUCUGCAUGCCAUGAUGAAGGACUUUACGCUCCUCACCUUUCUUGCGCUCUGGUGCUUCACAGGCUUCCUACUCGCCAUGCAGUGGCUCAUCGACGCCAACGACAACAGCAGCGUGACACCGAGCUGGGCCACGACCGGCAAGUGGAUGCUCUGGAUCUGGUUCGGCCUCGACGGUACGGGCGUUGACCAGUCCGUCGACUUUCACCUCGUCCUCGGCCCGGCCCUCAUGAUCGCCUUUGCCUUUCUCGGCAAUACCCUCUUCCUGACCAUCCUCGUCGCCAUGUUGACGAACACCUUCUCCAAGAUUAUCGCCGACGAGGCAGCCGAGAUUCAGUUCCGCCGCACCGUCCUCACGUUCGAGGGCGUCAAGAGCGACGCCAUAUUCGCCUACCCACCCGCGUGCAACGUUCUCGCCCUCCUUGUGCUGCUGCUGCUCAAGAUGGUCGUCUCCCCGCGGCGCUUUCACGACGUGCACGUCGCGCUCGUGAGGACCGUCAACGCGCCGACGCUGCUGCUCAUCGCCCUCUACGAGAGGCGCUUCUUCGCCGCCCGCAGGCCGACCCAGGCCUGGCUCGUCAACUGGAGGCUGGCGGGGCUGUCGCCGCAGGGCGACGUCCAGGCCGUCUUCAAGAUGGCGCCGCCACCGGACGUGUGCGAUGCCAUUGAGAGGAUGGAUGUUGUGGACGAGUAUGCGGUGCCGGCGGGCAGCUCGGCACAGGGCGCCCUGCGGUGGAGGGCGAGGGGCGCGGACUCGAGCGAUCUCAAGGAUGCAUAA